Molecule: messenger RNA, 4536 nt
Organism: Apodemus sylvaticus (European woodmouse)
Lineage: Eukaryota; Metazoa; Chordata; Mammalia; Rodentia; Muridae
Gene: Msr1
Product: macrophage scavenger receptor 1
Exons: 9
Coding region: 20-1243 (407 amino acids)
Biological process (GO): positive regulation of cholesterol storage; receptor-mediated endocytosis; amyloid-beta clearance
Cellular component (GO): membrane
Molecular function (GO): low-density lipoprotein particle binding; scavenger receptor activity; amyloid-beta binding
Source: RefSeq, a predicted model, not a curated record
UUUGCUAACUUGUGCAUUGAUGAGAAGGUUAUUGAAAUACAAUUCAGAGAAAGAUUUUCAACACACAACUGUGUCAUUUCCUUUCCUUGUGGGCCAGAUGCUGAAAUACUAUGUGAUAAAGAUUUUAGGUUUCAAUUGUAAAGAGAGGGAAGCGGAUAAAUCAGUGCUGCCUUCCAUACCAACAAUGACCAAAGAGGUGAUGGAGAAACAGAGGCUCUGCCCUCUUGAACCAGAGGAUGCUGACUGCUCCUCAGAAUCAGUGAAAUUUGAUGCACGUUCAAUGACAGCAUUGCUUCCUCACAACACUAAAAAUGGCUCCACCCUUCAGGAGAAACUGAAGUCCUUCAAAGCUGCCCUCAUUGCUCUCUACGUCUUUGUGUUCGCAGUACUAAUACCUGUUGUUGGAAUAGUGACAGCUCAGCUUGUGAAUUGGCAAAUGAAGAACUGCUUAGAUGGUUCAGUUAAUACAAGCGAUACAUCUCAAAGUCUGAUUGGAAACGAAAACACCAGUAAAGCAGAAAUGAAAUUUACAAAUGCCAUGGAACGCGUGAAGGACAUGGAGGAGAGAAUCCAAAGCAUUGCAGACUCAAAAGCCGACCGUAUAGACAUGGAACGCUUCCAGAAUUUCAGCAUGGCAACCGACCAAAGACUUAAUGAUAUUCUUCUGCAGUUAAAUUCCUUGAUUUCAUCAGUCCGGGAACAUGAGGAUUCACUGGAUAUAAUCUCCAAGUCCUUGCAGAGUCUGAAUACAACACUGCUUGAUGUGCAGCUUCAUACAGAAACACUGAAUCUCAAAGUCCAUGAAUCUACAAUGAAGCAACAGGAGGGCAUCAGUAAGUUGGAAGAACAUGUGCACAAAAUAUCAGCAGAAGUGCAGUCUGUGAAAGAAGAACAAGCACAUGUGGAACAGGAAGUAAAACAGGAAGUGAGAGUAUUGAACAACAUCACCAAUGACCUCAGACUGAAGGACUGGGAACACUCACAGACACUGAAAAAUAUCACCUUAAUUCAAGGGCCCCCUGGACCCCGAGGUGAAAAAGGAGACAGAGGGAUUACUGGAGAAAGUGGUCCACCUGGUGCUCCAGGCUUAAGAGGUCUUCCAGGUAUUAAAGGUGAUCGGGGACCACCUGGCUUCCCAGGAGGUCGAGGAUACCCAGGAGCACCAGGAAAGGCAGGGAGGUCAGGAUUUCCUGGACCUAAAGGACAAAAGGGAGAAAAGGGGAGUGGAGGCAUAUCAAUAUAACUCCUUUAUCAUAUUGGGGCAAGACCCUUUUAAGAUCAGCUGGGAUGGGCAGAGCACUCUACUAUCAUCUCCUUUAAAGACCUUUCACCUUUGGACAAGUCAUCAGCACAAGUGACUUCUGGAAUCCUUUGGCAACUCCUUCACCUGGCAUUCGUUCCUGUGUCAUAUCAUGCCUGGCUUCUCCAUGACUUCCUCUUCUGACCCUGGGUGCUGUUUGGGCUUCCAUUGCCAUAAGUACAUCAUCAUGCACUCUGCUACAAUGGCUCCUAUCCCCUAGCACCCUUUUCCUAGAUGCCUCCCAGACCUUCUGCUAUUUCCCUCACUUAACUGUGCAGCAUCCCCUUGGAUUCUAGGGAAAACAUAAUUGAAUAAUGAUUGACUGAUAUUGGUUCUUGAAAUGUAAGGUAUUGUCCUCAAAUACAAAUAGGGAUGGGAAUGAAGCUAUGGCCACCACUCACUGACUCAUUCAGCAUAAGUUCAUUGUGUACCAAAUGGAGCAAGACUCAACAGCUAUAUAUUUUUUUUCUAACUUUAUAAGACUAAUACCUCUAGGAGAUACAAAUAGACCAGUAAUAAACAAACCAGAGAGAGCUGUCCCAGGAAAAGAAUAGAGCUAUAUAGAUAUUGAGAGGAGAUAAAUAAUUUUAGUACUCUAGUAUAUUUAAAAAAUAGCUUUAUUUUUAUUUCUUGUUUCACUUUCCUACCUUCUUAUUCCCCAAAUCAAAGCAUAUAUAUAUAUAUAUAUAUAUAUAUAUAUAUAUGCUAUGUAUGAUAAUCUAUAUAUGAAAGAGAAAGAUAAAAAUUGAACUUUUAUAAUUUCAUAUUUGAAUGACAACCAAACUUUACUUCAAUAAUUGCUUAUUGAUUUCAAACAAAAACAUUUUGUUCAUAAAGAAAAAGCAAUGCUUAUUUUUAUUCUAGAAAGCUCUUUAUAUUUGUCUCCCUUUUAUAUUUUAAGUAUAUAUACUGGAAAAUAAAUAUGGCAUUAGAAAUGGAAAUAUUUUGCAUAAGUUAUAAUAAGGAAGAGAAUACAAGAGAAUAAAAGAAAACAAAAUGCAGGAAUAAUAAUGAUAUUCUAUUCCAUUUUGUUUCCAUGCUGUUUCCUCUCUGUGAGUGCACAGAGCAAGUUUUUGAGUACUUUCCUUUCUACUUUAACACUAAACCCUAAGGUCUGCAGCAUUUAGAUAGUAGCAGAUUCUUAAUUGUAUGCCUGUAUAUAUCUCACUUUUCCUCUUUUAUGCUGUGAUAAUGAUCAUGUCAAUUCCUACCUCACAGGGUUGUUGUGAGGACCAAAAUAUGUGUGAAGAUCUCUGUAAAAUCAUGAAGACCUUUAAAAUUUUAAGAAUAGUUCACAACAGUCUUUUUGAACAUUGCUGGUUUUAUACAGACAUGUUAAAUCUCUAAUCAUAUAAGAACUUCAAGAAAAACAGAAAUGCCAGGAGCCAAAUGUAUGUCUUGGAUUAAAAAGAGGAAUAUUGUUGAAUAAGACAAGAUUUCUGUGUUAUAUGGAGCAAUGCAUGUGUGCCCAGAACACAAGUCAGUGAAUUUGUCUUAACAAAGCAGGAGAGUGUUAGUUAUAAGGAAGAGAAGAGCCUAAACCAGAGGUCAGAUGUGUUGACAGAGGUCGGAACAAAAUGUCAAACUAAUAAAACGAAUCUUGGCUAUGCAGGACAGAACCUGAGCCCAAGACAUUUCUGUCGAGCACAUUCUAAGUAGGAUAGCAACAAAUUGGUACUGCUACUGGUACAAGGUUGUAUAUCUGCCUUCCUGCCUCCAAGAUAUGAUGAAAUAUGGCCCUGAGGAAAAAGAAAGGUAGAGUUAGCCAGUGAUUCUGUGAGUUUGAAGUAUUACAGGACUAGUUAUUUUGUGCAAACAUCUAAAGAAACUUGGAUUUGUGCCUGUGGCUUAAUUGACCUGUACUAUGGAGUGUGGGUGACUUUUUUCUUGUGCCCAAGGCAUUGCUGUAGACAAUUUUGGCUUCAUACAGAAUGACCCUAAUCCCAGAUAUGCUGGCAGACAAAUCAUAGGAAUUCAGUUCAUAAGUCAUUUUAAAUCCAAAACUACACAUAUAUGGUUAAAUGUGGAAUAUUACCCUGAACUUUCCAAAUUAGUGAAGAAGGAUCUGUUUUUCUCUUUAGAUAAAAAUAGAUGCUGAAUGCCCUGUUCAAAAGUAUCAAUUAUCCCACCUUUUAUAGUGUAUAAUGAAAAGUGAAAAUGCUAUGUUCUGUUGCCAUGCUAACUAGAAAGGGUGUUUCAAUCAAGCAAGGAAACCGUGUAAGUAAACACCGUGAGGGUGAGGCACUAUUCAGAAGAGUGCUGUUGCUUAUCUGUGGUGUGUCAGCAUGUUUUGCUGGUGAUCAAGAAGAGAGAUAGGAUGUGAAUUUUGGGCAUCUUCCUUUGAACCUUAUACAAUGAUAUAAAAAAAAUGUAUUUGCUUUGAUUUAUCCUAAAAACUCAACUGGAUCUUAAAUAAACUUCUGGUCUUUCUUAAAACAUUCAAUUGAUUAAAGUUAAACCCUUCCCCAUCACUAAUUAUAAUAAUGGAUAUUCAGAGGACACUUGGUGAGUACCAGGUGCUUUUCAUGCAUUUUUAAAUCUAAUACUCAAAAUACCAGUGGGGUAAAUGUUAUUACUAUCAACAUUCAAUAAACUAGAAUCUAAGAUUAACUGCUAAAAAAGGAAAACAGCACAGAUUCAAAGCUAUACCUCUGUUUCCAAAUUCUGAUGACUCCGUGAAAUGCUUCCAAACCAGUCAAGUAUUUUAUGCAUAUAAACCCUAAAAAUAUUGACUAUAGAAGUGGACAGAGAGUAGAUUGGCAAUUACCCAUACUAUUUUCCAGAAUGAGCCUUAUAAUUUAAAGAUAUCAAGGGGAUAAAGAUGUACAGAUUAGGUCAAAUUCCAGAAGUCUACUAUUGAGUUAUCUGUGUUUAUGUUCUGCCAGAAUAACUACUGUGUGUAUUGCUGGUGCUCCCCACCUCGAGUCUAUUACUCAGACACAUCAUCUUCCUGGAAGUGCUCUCAAGACUUCCAUUAUCACUAAUGAGAGUUACUUACGUGCACCUUGGGAAGAGCUACCUGCUAAUGCUCUAUCUUUAUUUCAGUAACUGACUCAGUUUUCGCACUUUUCCAUUUCUCUCACUGCUUUGAUGCCUCUUUGCACUUACUGUGUCUUCUUUUUCUUAAUUUCAGAGUGUGCUUUUCACAGUAGCACUAGUUAUGAGCCAGCAAAAUAGGCUCCAGGACACCUGAGCAGGAACAGCUCUCAAUAAAUUAGACAAAUGCUACCAAAUUA